Molecule: messenger RNA, 1296 nt
Organism: Osmia lignaria (orchard mason bee)
Lineage: Eukaryota; Metazoa; Arthropoda; Insecta; Hymenoptera; Megachilidae
Source: RefSeq, a predicted model, not a curated record
AUGAAAAUUGUAACAGAAAUUACAAAUUUAAUUAGAGGGAGAAAUAAAUCACUGUCUCAUAAAACAUUUCGAAAUUUCUUGGAAGAUAUUAAUGCGGCAUAUGGAGAUUUACCUCUGCAUACCGACGUACGUUGGUUGAGUGCUGGAAAAUGUUUACAACGGUUUUUCACUCUAAGAAAUGUAAUUCCAGAAUUUCUGAAAAAUGCGGUUCAAAAAAAUACAACGGAUAUUAAAGAAAAAUUUAGAGAUGUCACAUUUUUAAGAGAUGUUACACAACAUCUUAACUUUUUAAAUAUGAAUUUACAAAAAGAAAAUCAAAAUAUAUCCCAUUUAGUUGGCCAUAUUAACGAGUUUCGAAAUCAAUUAAAAUUAUUUAUUAUAGAAUUAGGAACAAACGAAUUGUACCGUUUUCCAGCAUGUAAAGAGAUCGCUGAACAAUAUACAGUUGCAUCCUUUGUACUAUGCGCGUCAAUACUAGUAGAGAUUCAGAAACAAUUUGAAACAAGAUUUAAAGAUUUUGAUGUAUUAAACAGAGAUAUGUACAUUUUCAAACUUGAGAAUUUAAGGACGCUGCAACGUCUCUUUAGACUUGGAAAGUCCACCAUUUCCGAAUUUAUUCCGGAAGUAUGUGAAGCUGUUUCUGAGUCACUAAAAGAUUUUAUUAAGGUCCCAAAUGAAAACGAGUGGAAAUGAAUUGAGAAUGGAUUUCGAAAAGAAUGGAACUUCCCUGGAUGUUGUAGAGCAAUUGAUGGAAAGCAUGUAGCUAUUAAAGCACCUGCUGAUUGCGGAAGUUUGUACUACAACUACAAGCAGAGCAAUAGCAUUGUUCUGAUGGCUGUUGCAGACCAUAACUACUGUUUUAAGUAUAUAGAUGUAGGAUGCAAUGGAAGGAUUUCGGAUGGAGGGGUGUUCCGCCACUGUAAUAUGUAUCAGGCAUUAGAAAAUGGCAUGCUACCAAACAAUCAUUUUCUGGUUGGCGACAAUGCUUUCCCAAUGAAGGAAUACUUAUUAAAGCCUUUCCCUGAUUGUCAACUAACUCUAAAGCAACGAGUAUUUAAUUAUCGCCUGUCGCGUGCAAGAAGAGUUGUGAAAAAUGCAUUUGGGAUAUUAGCAAGUAGAUUUCGAAUAUUCGAAAAGCCAAUGUCUUUUUGUCCAGACAAAGUAAGCAUUAUGGUGAAAACAUGCUGUACGUUAUACAAUUGGUUCCGAGUAACUGCACCGCAACACGUAUAUUCUGUCGAUGCUGAAAAUUACGAAUCCGGUGCAUUAAUUGAAUGCAGUUGGAGGUCUUCGUAA